AUGUGCCUGAGGGCCAUGUCCAGGGACUUCCUGGAGAUUGUCCUCCCGAAUCCCGUGCUCUCCGUGGGUGCCGCCGCAGGCGCCGCCGCUGCCUCCUUGGUGGCGGUGGCCUUCGGCGCGGCGGUGUCCCGCGUUGACCCCUGCCCAUUGCUCUGCAGUCGUGACCUCGACGGGGACUGGCGCCGGCUCGCGCUCGCCGCCGCCGCUGUUUCAGGGACCGGACUCGCCCGAACGGUCAGCGGGAGGCCCGGGCGCGACCUGCCGGCGGAGACCGGCCUCUCCGGCACCUUCGUCCGCAGGUUUGGAGUCACGACGAGGGGGAAGCCGAGGGGCACCGCGGGCUGGGGCGGCGGCCUGGCGGAUGAUGCAGGCGAGCUCGGCCGAGCGGCAGCGGCGCCGCCGCUGCUCCGGCCGACGGACGGCGAGCGCGCGGCAGCUGGAGCAGGAGCUGGAGACUGCGCGCGUGCGCGCCGAGUAGGAGUCGAGGGCCUGCAACUCGAUCGGGCGGCAAGGGAGCUCGGGCUCGAAAGCUGCUGGGGCCGCGCCGUCGGAGUCGAGGGCCUGGAGGAGGAGGAGGAGGAGGAGUAUGCCGGCCGGGGCUUGUCGCCAGGAGGAGGGCCGGUGGCUGGUCUGGUCUUGGAGGGGGUAGAGGAGCGGGAGGCUAUGGGGUGGGAGGUCUGCCUGGAGGCAGACGAUGAGGUGGGGCGGCUGCCAGGGGUUGAUGGUCUGGAGGAGGUGACGGAGGCCAUACUCGUGUUGAGGGCCGAUGCUCUGCCGGAGCCGUUGGAGGAGUGGGCGGCAAAGAUGGAGGCGCGUGCCACUGAGCUGCUCCUGGCCGCCGCCCUCGCUGGAGUCUUGCUCUCCGAAUCGGGCGCCGGGACCUGCAACAGAGGUGUGGAGACUGAGAUUCCAUCCGUUCGAGAGAAAUGGAUAGACAAAAUUGCAGAGCAUUGA
Molecule: messenger RNA, 954 nt
Organism: Spirodela intermedia
Lineage: Eukaryota; Viridiplantae; Streptophyta; Magnoliopsida; Alismatales; Araceae
Source: the annotation of a GenBank genome assembly